AUGAUCUACCUAAAGGACUGGAUCGUACCACACUUGGAGGGCUGGACGCUUCAACAAACCCUUAUGGCUCGAAGACUUUUUUACGUUGACUAUUCUAUCAUGCGUGGUCUCCACUGCCGGCAAGGCAGAAUGAUGGCAGCUCCGUUGUGUCUCUUCUUUUACACCGAGAAACGUCAACUUCAACCUCUGGCAAUUCAUUUAGAUCCUCUCUCUGGAAAUGAUCAGUUGCUCUUCCGCUGCACUGAUCCUGCUGAGGAGUGGCUCCAAGCUAAACUAUGGUUUAACCUUGCCGACUCCUGUCACCACAUGGUCGUCGGUCGCCUCCUCACUCACCUCAUUCUCGAGGGUGUUUAUGUCUCCUUGCGUCGAAAUCUCGCUCAAUCCCAUCCCGUCUAUCAACUUCUGGCUCCACACUUCCGAAGCUUCCUCGCGGUAAAUCAAAAGUUGAAAGAAUGGAUGCUGGAUCGGGGCUGGAUUGCGCGGAACAUCCAGCUUACACGGAAGGGCAUUAAGCAAUUACUUCGAAGGGGCUUCAAACAAUGGCGAUUUGAUAUUCAAGCUAAUGUCUAUGCUGAAUUGGAGUCUCGAGGGGUGUACGACAGAAAGGCUCUUGGCAAUUAUCCAUAUCGUGAGGAUGCAUUUGUGGUGCAUGCAGUGAUGGAGAAAUAUGUGAUGCGAUUUCUACGGGUGUUCUACGCACAAGGACCUGUCGCCCUCUUGGAAGAUGCCGAACUGCAAACAUGGCGGAAUGAGAUGGCAGAUCCGAUGGAAGAGGCUGGACUUGGACUGGAGGGCAUUCCACUCGGGAAGGCUCGGAUACGCAAUGGAGUAGUUUACCCCAUCACUAACAUAGCCGGUAUCUCAUCCCACUCCAACGCCAGCUCUCUAAGUGUUGCUUCUAGCGGAAGCAGUGGUGAAUGCGUUUUCGGAUUGAUAACGCUGGAAGAAACCAAAUCCCUCCUUAUGGGCAUUCUCCAUCUCCUCGUAAUUGUCUCGGGCUCGGUUCUGCGCCUCCCAAUGUUCGACGAAUACGGUUUCGUGGCCCACUAUCCCCUCAGCCUAUUCGGUAGUUUCCCACUUCGAGAAGACGAAGAAGAAGUGAAGAGGAGCACUUUAGAGAGCUGGAGUGGUCUGCAUUCCCUCUCCGCCUACGACAAAACUGUUGCCGCGUUACCAAAUCGUCGAAUGACUGUGGAAAUGGUCCUCUAUACCCGAGUGGCCAGUAGAAUUCAACUUUCUAACCUAGGUCAUUAUGACAUCAACUUCAUUGUAGACAAACGAGCGCUAGCUGUCCUAGAAGAAUUUCAGGCUGAGCUUAAAGCAGCGAGUGAACAGAUUGCAACAAACAAUCGACUGCGUGAUUUGCAUCACAAAUACUUGGCUCUGGAUCCUGCUGUUAUGCCGAACUAUCCGGGCAUAUGA
This is a messenger RNA of Echinococcus granulosus, 1422 nucleotides long. RefSeq names its product Arachidonate 12-lipoxygenase. The record is from RefSeq and is a predicted model, not a curated record. Gene Ontology annotation, molecular function: oxidoreductase activity, acting on single donors with incorporation of molecular oxygen, incorporation of two atoms of oxygen; metal ion binding. Lineage: Eukaryota; Metazoa; Platyhelminthes; Cestoda; Cyclophyllidea; Taeniidae. The transcript has 7 exons. Gene Ontology annotation, biological process: hepoxilin biosynthetic process; arachidonate metabolic process; lipoxygenase pathway. The coding region runs from base 1 to 1422 and encodes 473 amino acids.